AUAGGAGAAGCAUACGUAUCCAUCCACUGGGGUACAUCAGAAGCUCUGUUGUUACGAACACAGUACUGAGAAAGUGUACCCUAAUUUGAAUACAAUUCAUGCAAUUUCACGCCAAUUAGCGGAGUGAGAAUUGAAAGUUGAGAAUUUGCAGUGAGAGAAAGAGACAUGGCCGAAGACAGUGAGGGGAUGAAGAAAGGGGAGAAUAUAGAGUCUCAGAUUGAAACCGCUAUGCGCUCUCGCGUCUCUCACUUCAAGGAACAAUCCGACUCUUUGACGUUCGAGGGUGUUCGUCGAUUGCUUGAGAAGGACUUGGGAUUGGAGGAGUAUGCUCUGGAUGUGCACAAGAGAUUUAUUAAGCAAUGUUUGCUCAAGUGCUUAGAAGGGGUCGUUGAUGAUGAUGCCCCAAGGAUAUCGGAGAAGGCAGGGGAGAAUGGUGCAGAUACACAAGAGUCUGAAGAACCAAAAGAAAAGCGUGAAUUAAAAGAUGAGAAGGAUGUUUGCCCUGAAGAUGAGGAGAAAAUGGAAGACUCUCCUGUGUUAGGUCUUCUUAAAGAACAAAAAAGGGCUAAACUUGAAACCAAGGAUGAUAAAGGCAAUGGAAACAAAGUCGUUCCAAGUGAAGCCCUUAUUAUGAAAGCUGUUAGAAAAAGAUCUUCGUACAUCAAGGCUAAUGCAGAGUCAAUCACUAUGGCUGGUCUUCGUCGACAAUUGGAGGAAGAUCUUAAGCUUGAUAAAUUUACACUUGAUCCCUAUAAGAAGUUUAUAAGUCAACAGCUUGAUGAGGUCUUAGCGUCUUCUGUAGUUUCAGAACCUGCAAAGAAUGCUAAGAAAAUUGAAAAGAAAAAACCUGAUACCAAAGUAACUAAAAAGGUCAGGAGUGAAGAAAACUCUGAUACUUCAGAUAAGGAGACUGAUGAGGAAGAGAGUGAGGAAGAUGAAGUUAAACCUAGGAAAAAGGUUGUUCCUAAAGGAAAGGUUAAGACUCCUGUUCAAUCCAAAAAACGGAAAGCAGAGGAGACUGAUCUGUCCAGUAAGAAAAGGAUCAAGCCUGCUAAAGCAGCCUCAGAAGAGAUCAGUGAUACAGAGGAUAAUGGGAAAAACUCUGAAGAUGAUCAGUCCCAUUCAUCAUCCGAGAAAGCUUCCAAGAAAAAAGAGGUUUCAGCCCCUGUGUAUGGAAAACGUGUGGAGCACUUAAAGUCUGUCAUUAAAGCAUGUGGAAUGGGUGUUCCUCCCUCAAUUUACAAAAAGAUCAAGCAAGUGCCUGAAAACAAACGGGAAGGACAACUAAUCAAGGAGUUGGAGGAAAUAUUGUCUAGAGAAGGAUUAUCUUCUAAUCCAUCUGAAAAGGAAAUCAAGGAAGUAAAAAGGAAGAAGGCAAGAGCCAAAGAACUUGAGGGUAUUGACGUAAGUAAUAUUGUUUCAAGUUCUCGUAGAAGGUCAACAAGUAGUUAUAUUGCUCCUCCACCUCCAAAGCCCAAGGUUCCAGUUGAAACUAGUGGCAACGGGGCUGAAGGUGGUGAUAAUGACGAAGACAAUGAUAAUGAAGAGGAUGAAGAAGACGAGGAAGAGGAUAGUGGCAGCGAAGAAGCUGACGAUGAUGGAAGUCAGAGUGAAGAAUUUAAUGAUGACGAAGAAGACAGUGAUUGAACACGGGGAGAUUCCACAAUAAUCAAGGAGAUUUUUUCAUAAUUCAUUAGGAGGUGAUGAUGUAUAAUGUAAUGUCUUGUAGUGUGUUUGGUCUUCUACCCUUUUAUUUUCUGUUGUUCCAAAAUAUCAGUGUGAUAAUGGCCAGUACUUGUUGCUAGUUGCAGAAGUAUUAAUUUAGUUUCUUCCUUGGCAGUUGAUAGGUACUUCUGUUUUGACAGUAUUGGUUUUAAUUUAGUAUAUUUUGAUUUCCCCUAGGAAA
This is a messenger RNA of Vigna unguiculata (cowpea), 1906 nucleotides long. RefSeq names its product DNA ligase. The record is from RefSeq and is a predicted model, not a curated record. Lineage: Eukaryota; Viridiplantae; Streptophyta; Magnoliopsida; Fabales; Fabaceae. Gene Ontology annotation, cellular component: nucleus.